AGUAGGUUAUUUUAUGGCAGGUUCCAUUGUGACAACUUACCCCAUAUACAGUAGUGUGACAACUAUCUAUAGUUGCAUUAUAAUGCACUCAAAUGUUUUAGUUACAGAAACAUGGAUUAUGACAACAUUAAUUUCCUUGUUCACUAAAAGUGUGGGAUCCAAUAUUAGUUUACAAGGAAAUGUAAACUAGGCAAUGUUUCAAAUGUAAUCCAUGUUGCUAUAGCAUUAAAAUUUUUAGUGCCUGCAUUAUAAUCCAUCAGCUAUAAACAAUAUAGGGUUAUUUGCAACUUGAUGACAUUGCACCAUUAGAGUAGUGAAACCUCUGGAGGAUAAUGACCAAGACUGAGAAUUAACUUGUUUUCUGUUAUUUUUUUCUGUUAAGUUCCAUGUGACCUCUGCCCCCUCUGUGUCUGUUUUCUUGUGUGUGCACUGCAAGUCACGCUCCACUUGUUUUUUCACUGUUGCUUUACACUAAUGAGCUUUGAGACCCUAGAAUGAAAUCUCUCAGGUACCACAUGUACCUCUCCACAGAUUUCCCUGAGAAAACACGGUGCUAUUAGUAGGAUAAUUAACACAUCUCUAAUCUCAUUGAUGAUGCAACACUUGUUGAUUACUACACAUUCACAUUCAUACAUACUUUGCUGUGGGUAAAGAAAUCAUGAACUUACUUUGUAUGACUGAAACCUAAAUUAACCUAACAGACACAAAAUAUCAUGAAUAAACUGGCUGUUAGAUUAGUAAUACUGUCAUCAGCUUACAGGUAAAAAAAAACAUUACUUAUGACGCAUUGCCACAGAACACAGUAUAUAAUUUACUACAAUAGCUAUAAUUUACUAAGAAUGUACUAUUUCAAAAGUUUUGAACAUGACUUCCUCACUACUAAAACAACAUGUAGCUGUAAUUUCCAUACUUUUUGAGGGCAAAGUGCACCCUUCACAUUGUCCAGGUUGUAGAUAGUAAAGACACUCUCCAGAGGCUAUGAGUUUCCAAAAUAAAGUCUAUUUUAUUUGGAAUAAACAGUUAGAGUGAAAAGUGAAAGUGUACUGUACUGCAGUUAAAAACCUGCAAAUCCAAAUAUCGCCUUUUUGUCUAAAAUAUUUAGAAGCAGCAGCACAACAACAGUUUUUCCUCUCUAUGGAUCAUUAGCUGUAUGUGACGUAGCUGAUCAUGCUAUCAGAGCCAUGAUUGGUCAACAAUCCAACAGCCUGGCAUUCAUAUAACUAUCAGUGGCAUUUAUACUGUAGUAUGUAACAGCUCCGGGUCAUUCAGUACUGCGUGCCUGUAUAAGCAAAUUUACAGGACCCUAUUGAGCCGCUCUUCACCUUUCUACAGCAUGAAUACAGGAUCAGUGAGCGAAAUCACCAUGAAUCAAGAUUUUACUGAAAAUGAAAAUAUUUCCAUUCCAUCUUAUUUCUACAUCAGUGGUUUUUCUGGUAUACCUCGCAUGAAAUACUAUUACAUAUUUCUGUUUUUUGUCUACAUUAUUACUGUGCUUGGAAACUCCUGCCUCAUGUUUGUUAUCAUUAUAGACAGAAAUCUUCACACUCCUAAAUAUAUCGCUGUCUUUAACUUAUCACUGACAGACUUUUGUGAGAGUACCGCUGCAAUCCCUCAGCUACUGGACACAUUUUUGUUUGGUAAUCAGUUGAUCCCAUAUAAAUUGUGCAUGUCCAAUAUGUUCUCUGUUUUAUUAUUCCUCGCAAUGCAGUCACUAACUCUAACUAUUUUGUCUUUUGACAGAUUAGUAGCUAUUUGUUUACCACUGAGGUAUCAUAUGAUUGUGACCCAUAGAUCAAUGCUUGUUAUAAUUAGUUCUUCAUGGACACUAGUAAUGUUGCUAACAAUCAUUGGAGCAAUUUUCAUCAGUAGUCUUUCUUUCUGCAGAGUUAUUGUCACUGUUAACAGUUUCUACUGUGAUCACGGGCCUAUAUAUCGUUCUGCAUGUAACAAUAAUUACCCAAGUUCUGUGAUUGCGAAUUUGUUUCCAGCAAUAAUCCUUGGGUUCCCAGUAUUUUUUAUUAUCUUUUCAUAUACAUGCAUAGCUGUAACAUUGUUCAGAAUCACAACCCCACAAGACCGUCAAAGAGCCAUAAAGACAUGUACUGCUCAUUUAAUAUUAGUGGCUAUAUUUUAUGUACCCAUCACUUUUACAUAUGCAUUUUGGUCCUUUAUAAACACUAACACAAGGAUCAUCAAUCUCUCUCUGACCUCUGCGCUUCCUCCAAUGCUUAACCCUAUAAUCUACACAUUCAUGACAGAAGAGUUUGUGGUGUCUGUGGAAAGACUUCUUAAAAGAAGAUUCAUAUUCCCAUCUUGGAAAUAAAUAUAUAUAUUUUUUUUUACCAUUUUAAUAACAUUAAUAGUUGUGUUUUUUUUCAGUGUGGAUUUCUUCAUGAUGUUUCCAAUAAUUGGUGCAAUGUUUCUUUUUAUUUUAGAAUGCAUUUCAGCAAUUUAGUAUCAGGUAUCACAAUGUCAGCUUCAUCUGACAAUGUCUUUGUUCACCUUAUUUGUACUCCAAUAUAAUACUAAUCAUCAUCUAAUUUUUCUGCAUUGCUUUGCCUCUGCUUAAAAUUGGCCAUAUCAUGAUGAAAAUCCUUUAUAUUCCCCUGCAGAAUCUUAUUGUUCUUGGACCCCACUUUGAUUUAAUCGACUUGAAGAACUUUUAAUGGAAAUGCUAAUUAGAAAUCCUACAAAAUCACUUCAUGAUAUAUGUCGCCUCAACAAUGUAAAUAUGAAAAUUAAUUCAAAUUAAGUCAUCAGGCAAACAGACUUUGCACCCCAACUUGAGAUCAAUCAAAACAUUGCAUUUGUUCAAUAGGACAUUUUCACAAUUCAUUAAUACCUCAACCUUACUACAAUUACAUUCCACUUUUUAUUUUUAUGACAGUCAAUUGAAUGUAACAAAAGCAGAAAACUUUAGUUGAAUUUGAUCAUUUUGACACUAAGUCUUUUUCUUUAUCAAUGCAUAAAUAAUCUUAAUGAAACACUAUUACACCUAUUAAAGAUAAGUAAUGUAAUAAACAUUGAGGGUCAAGUGUCUAAUUUAAGGAAACACUAAUCACUAUAAUGAUAAAAACAAAUAGUUUCAAUAAAACAUGAAAAUUAAUUUUCCAUCACUAACAUAACAUCACUGGACCGUAAACAGAUUGUAUACUGUAAAAAAAAAAGUUAAGGUAAACCCAGAUCAUUUAAG
Messenger RNA from Megalobrama amblycephala (Wuchang bream), 3193 nucleotides. RefSeq names its product olfactory receptor 13C2-like. Gene Ontology annotation, cellular component: membrane. The coding region runs from base 1334 to 2323 and encodes 329 amino acids. Lineage: Eukaryota; Metazoa; Chordata; Actinopteri; Cypriniformes; Xenocyprididae. The transcript is spliced from 2 exons. Gene Ontology annotation, biological process: G protein-coupled receptor signaling pathway. Gene Ontology annotation, molecular function: olfactory receptor activity; G protein-coupled receptor activity. The record is from RefSeq and is a predicted model, not a curated record.